Molecule: messenger RNA, 1458 nt
Organism: Chrysochloris asiatica (Cape golden mole)
Lineage: Eukaryota; Metazoa; Chordata; Mammalia; Afrosoricida; Chrysochloridae
Gene: ZNF621
Product: zinc finger protein 621
Exons: 5
Coding region: 96-1415 (439 amino acids)
Biological process (GO): regulation of transcription by RNA polymerase II
Molecular function (GO): RNA polymerase II cis-regulatory region sequence-specific DNA binding; DNA-binding transcription factor activity
Source: RefSeq, a predicted model, not a curated record
AGAGCGUGGGUUCCAGCGAGUUCUCCAUGCCAGCUUCUAAGGUUCUUGAGUUUUCAAUCCCAGAAGACACUGCAUGAAGCCAGGUGACCUCAGCCAUGCUCCAAACAACUUGGCCUCAGGAAUUGGUGACCUUCGAGGAUGUGGCCGUGUACUUCACCCAGAGCCAAUGGACCAGCCUGGAGCCAGCACAGAGGACCCUGUACAGGGAGGUGAUGCUGGAGAAUUAUGCAACUAUUACUUCCCUGGUAUCAUUUCCAGCCCUCAAACCUGCUCUGAUUUCCCAGCUGGAGAGUGGGGAAGCACCAUGGGGCCCGGAUCCCUGGGAAGCCAAGGUUUUGAGAGACAUCUGUUCAAGUGCUGAGUCCUGGAUAAAGAAAGAGGAAGCAAAUAUAAAGCAGGAAAUUUCUGAAGCAACUGAGUUCCACAGAAUGCCAGUGGAAGGAUGCCUCAGAAAUGUUUCUCAGCCCUGUGAUUUUAAAAGCAAGGCAACAAAGCAAGCUUUCAGUCCAAAUCCAAAUCUGAUACUUCGAGGUGGCAUGAAGUUUUAUGAAUGUAAAGAAUGUGGGAAAAUCUUCAGAUAUAACUCAAAACUAAUUCGGCAUCAGAUGAGUCAUACUGGAGAAAAGCCCUUCAAAUGUAAGGAAUGUGGCAAAGCUUUCAAGUCCAGCUAUGACUGUAUUGUGCAUGAGAAAAAUCACAUUGGAGAAGGGCCUUAUGAAUGUAAGGUAUGCGGCAAAGGUUUAAGUUCCAACACAGCCUUGACUCAACACCAAAGGAUCCAUACCGGAGAGAAACCCUAUGAAUGUAAGGAGUGUGGGAAGGCUUUCCGGAGGAGCGCAGCAUAUCUUCAGCACCAGAGAUUACACACCGGGGAGAAACUGUAUACAUGUAAGGAGUGCUGGAAAGCUUUUGGGUGUCGUUCACUUUUUGUUGUCCAUCAGAGAAUUCAUACUGGGGAGAAACCCUACCAAUGUAAGGAGUGUGGCAAGGCAUUCACUCAGAAAAUAGCCUCUAUUCAGCAUCAGAGAGUUCACACUGGGGAGAAGCCUUAUGAAUGUAAGGUGUGUGGGAAAGCCUUCAAAUGGUAUGGAAGCUUUGUGCAGCAUCAGAAGUUGCACCCUGUGGAAAAGAAGCCUGUCAAGGUGCUUGGGCCAUCCCUGGUGAGCCCCCAGUGCCCGUCUCCAACCUUAUCUCCUGCUCCUGUGCAGAGCGCAUGCUCUGUUCCAGCUGUGGCCGUGCCUUCACUGCCCUUUCCACAUGCUGUGAUCAUCCCUACCUCAAGACCUUUGUUCAUGCUGCUACCUACAUCUGGAGUACCUUCGUCACCUGUUCAAAUAGUCUGUGUCUUCCAGGGUCUUAAUCCCACUGUGAAGCCUUCCCCUAUUAUUCUGACGCCUGCUUCUCAUCCCCCAUGAACUUUGCCUUGGCACUCCUGUGGCUCUUAGUUCCAGCAAGUCU